AUGGCCGACAACGUGCCCGCUGCCCCAGAGUCCUCAAGCCGGGGUCGUGGUGGCCGCCGACGCGGCCGCGGAGGGGCUGCCCCCUCUGGCCAGACGAAUGGGCCACAGACCGCAGGAGCCAACGCCAGCAGAGGAUCCAAGCCUCGGGGCCGAGGAGGCAAGGGAUCGGGAGGUCGCGACAAGGCACAAGGCCAGGACGGAGCUCAGGAUACCGAUAAAUCGACUGCGCCAGCUACUGCGACGGUCGGAUCCAAAUCUCUCCCAGCCGCCACGGACGAUGCCGACGAUGGGGAGGUGUGCUUCAUUUGUGCGUCACCGGUUGAGCAUACCUCUGUUUCUCCGUGUAAUCACCGAACGUGUCACAUUUGUGCCCUCCGACUUCGCGCCUUAUACAAGAACCGGGGCUGCGCACAUUGUCGUACCGAAUCGAACUACGUGAUAUUCACUGAUGACCCCGUGCGACGAUUUGAAGACUUUCAGAAAAAAGACUUUGCUCGAGCCGAUGAUAAUCUUGGUAUUCAAUAUGAAAAUGACGAUAUUUAUGAGGAUACAGUUUUGCUACUUCGGUACAACUGUCCGGACGAAGACUGCGAUGUCGCUUGUCUAGGUUGGCCAGACUUACAUCGGCAUGUAAAGAGUAAACAUAACAAAGUCAUGUGUGACCUCUGCACCCGAAAUAAGAAGGUCUUCACCCACGAACACACUCUUUUCACAAGGGACGAGUUGCGAAAACAUGAAAAGUACGGCGACGACAAGCCAGGUGCCAUCGACCAGAGCGGUUUCAAGGGACACCCCGAGUGUGGUUUCUGUCACCAGAGAUUCUACGGCGACGACGAACUUUAUACCCACUGCCGCGAUCGCCAUGAACGCUGCCACAUUUGCGAUAGACGAAAUGCCAAUCGUCAGCAACAAUACUACAUCGACUAUAAUGCCCUCGAAGAACACUUCGGACGCGACCAUUUCAUAUGCCUUGACACGGAAUGUUUGGAGAAGAAGUUCGUUGUUUUUGAAUCACAAAUGGAUCUUAAGGGACACCAGCUGGAGUCACAUCCAAAUGGCGUCUCGAAGGAUAUCCGUCGAGAUGCACGGCUAGUCGAUCUUUCUGAGUUUGAUAACAUUCGUAGCCCUUAUCAACCACAACGCCAACAACGCCGUGGCGCUGGCCGAGGACGAGACCCCAAUGCGGAGCCAUUACCAGCCUCUAGUGCGCAGCCAUUAACACGAGCUGAACUAGCCUACCAACGACAGAUGGCCAUUCAAAGUUCCCAAUCAGUUUCCACACGUAGUUUUGGCGGUCAACUCACCAGAAACGAUACGCAAACAGUGCAAGCGCCACCUCGAUCAGGUGGUGCAACACCAGUCUCGUCAUCUACUCCGCGCUCUCGACCCCCUCCCACGGCAGAGCUUGAAAAUCUGGGUCUCGCUGCUAACCAGGAGUCUCUUGGCCCCGAAGACCAAGCACGAAAACUCCGACACACAGCCGUGGUAGAGCGAGCGUCCAAUCUUCUCCGUAACGAUGCCAAAAAGCUGUCAGAGUUCCGUACUAGAGUUUCGAGCUACCGCACCUCCUCAAUUUCAGCCACUGAACUCAUCGACGCCUUCUUUUCCCUAUUCGACACAGCCAGCUCUGAAUUAGGAAAGCUCAUCAAGGAGCUUGCUGAGAUCUAUGAGGAUAAUUCUAAGCGCACCGGUCUCUUACAAGCCUGGAAUGACUGGCGCGCCAUUAACGAAGACUACCCUGCUCUGCCUGGAAUGUCCCCAGCGAGCGUGAACACUGGCGGCAAGCGUGUCCUGCGCUUAAAAUCAUCUACCGCCCAGUCCUCCCGCUCCGCCGUCGGCCGCAGCGGUGGUCUUCCCUCCGGAUCUUCGAAUCCUUUCCCUCCCCUCGCCGCCUCUGCUGGACCUUCCCGUCGAUCACAAGCCACCGCUGCUACACCAUGGGCAGCCCCUGCUGCCCCACCUGCUGCCCGUCCAACCCUUUCUACCGGCCCAGGUCGUUCCUAUUCAACUCCUUCCACAGCACCCCGUGCCCCACCCACUAAAAACAGCGCGGAUGCCUUCCCAUCUCUCCCUGCAGCUGCCAAGCCUAAUGUGCUGAUGGCAGGUAAGACUCGAGGCUAUGUCCGCUGGGAUGAUCGUCGUGGACCUGCCCCAACUGCUUGGAGCUCUAAUCCUUCUUCGGGGCUUGCUUCACCAGCCGAUACAGGUAUUGAGGACGAUUCAGGCCCAAGUGGUAGCAAGGGUAAAAAGAAGAAGGGGAAGCAGACACUUUACCAUUUUGGUUAG
Messenger RNA from Penicillium angulare, 2286 nucleotides. RefSeq names its product E3 ubiquitin-protein ligase HEL2. Lineage: Eukaryota; Fungi; Ascomycota; Eurotiomycetes; Eurotiales; Aspergillaceae. Gene Ontology annotation, molecular function: ubiquitin protein ligase activity; ribosome binding. The transcript is spliced from 3 exons. Gene Ontology annotation, biological process: protein ubiquitination; rescue of stalled cytosolic ribosome. Bases 1 to 2286 code for a protein of 761 amino acids. The record is from RefSeq and is a predicted model, not a curated record.